Molecule: messenger RNA, 525 nt
Organism: Peronospora farinosa
Lineage: Eukaryota; Oomycota; Peronosporomycetes; Peronosporales; Peronosporaceae
Source: the annotation of a GenBank genome assembly
AUGACCAUGACUGUUUUGCCCAGCUUCCAAACCUUCCUGGAGAACUCGGCCACGCCGCAGCGACCUUCGUUUCUGCUGCAGCGCCCGCAUAGCCCCAAGUGCUCAAUUUACGGCAGGCACCUAACCAAUACAACCAGCGGUAUGCACUACAACUACAAUAGCUCUUGCAACAGCAAUUCGCCGGUAUCCAGCCUCAACUCCGAAAGAAACAGCGUGAAAGUGGUGUCAAGUCGCCGCACGAAUUUCAAGCGGCCGCUAACUGACGUGGGUCUUAACGUUUUGCCGCAGUUGCCUUUGACCACCAGCUCCUCGACCGGCAAGCGUGGCAAGAAGAAAUACCUCAAGGAGCGAGAACGCUGCGAGAUCGUGCGCCGCGUGAAUGCCGGGGAGAAGCAGUCCCAUCUGGCCAAGGAGUUUGGCGUAACGCGCGCUGCCGUUUGCUACCUGCUCAAGCACCAGACAGCGACCAUGCGCCGCUUAUCACAGCGCCCCUAUAUGUUGCCCGGUGGCACUUACGGUGGUUGA